UGGGGGCGCGGCAGCCGGGAGCGGGCCGGGGCGGCCGCGGCUUGGCAGACGCGGAGGUUUGGGAGACUCGGGGCCGCUCGGCAGCCGGCGGGCCACCCGGGCCUCCGCGGAGACGAUGGCGAAGGAAGAAGGAUCAUCUGUAGAAGUGCGCCAAAGGAAAAAACCAAAGACUUCAGGAAGUCAGGAAACCAGAGCAGAGAAGAGAAGUGGUACCCCGGUUCCUGUAAGAGCCCCGAAAUAUGUGUCGUUUCAGCGCUUUGCAAAGAUAUUUAUUGGCUGUCUUGCAGCAGUUAUUAGUGGUAUGAUGCAUGUUUUCUACUUAUCAGCAUACCAUGAACGGAAAUUUUGGUUUUCCAACAGGCAGGAACUUGAACGAGAAAUCACAUUUCAGGGAGACAGUGCUAUUUAUUACUCCUAUUAUAAAGACAUGUUAAAGGCGCCUUCAUUUGAAAGAGGUGUUUACGAGCUGACGCACAACAACAAGACCGUCUCCCUGAAGACUAUCAAUGCUGUGCAGCAGAUGUCUCUGUAUCCCGAGCUUAUUGCCAGUGUUCUCUAUCAAGCAACUGGGAGCAAUGAAGUGAUUGAACCAGUAUAUUUCUACAUUGGCAUUGUUUUUGGAUUACAAGGAAUAUAUGUUACAGCUUUAUUUGUUACAAGUUGGCUUAUGAGUGGCACAUGGCUAGCAGGAAUGCUUACUGUUGCGUGGUUCCUAAUUAAUAGGGUAGAUACAACAAGAAUUGAAUACUCCAUUCCUUUAAGAGAAAACUGGGCUCUACCAUACUUUGCAUGCCAAGUUGCUGCACUUACAGGCUAUUUAAAAAGAAACUUAAAUACUUAUGCAGAGCGGUUUUGCUACCUGUUGAUGAGUGCCUCGACGUACACGUUCAUGAUGGUGUGGGAGUACAGCCACUACGUCUUGUUCCUGCAAGCAGUGUCUCUGCUGCUGCUGGACCUGUUCUCCGAGGAACAAAGUGACAAGGUUUAUGAAGUCUAUAAAAUCUACAUAUUUUCUCUCUUCUUGGGGUAUUUACUACAGUUUGAGAAUCCAGCUUUAUUGGUGUCUCCUUUAUUAAGUUUAGUAGGAGCGUUAAUGCUUAUUAAGUGCCUUCAGCUGAAUGGGAAAAAGGGAACUUUUGUGGCUAAAGUGGUCAAAGUGGUGAAGUUUUACCUGGUGUGCACUCUGCCGCUGACCCUGAACUUGAUAAUGAAGAUGUUUGUCCCACACAAAGAAAAUGAGCAUGUGCUGAAAUUUCUUGAAGUAAAAUUUGGAUUAAAUGUAACUAAGAAUUUCACAUUGAACUGGCUCCUCUGUCAGGAAUCUCUCCAGGCACCGUCUCAGGAUUUUUUUUUACGAUUGACACAAUCUUCCCUAUUACCAUUCUAUAUUUUAGUGUUAAUUAUUUGUCUUCUUUCUAUGACUCAAGUUAUUUUUAGGAGGAUGAAUGGUAAAUCCCAGAAAGAAACUGUAACUCUUGAAGAUGGAAGAAUUGGAGAAAGGCCAGAAAUAAUUUAUCAUGUAAUUCAUACUCUUAUACUGGGUUCUCUUGCAAUGCUUAUGGAAGGCUUGAAAUUCAUUUGGACUCCUUACAUGUGCAUGUUAGCAGCAUUUGGUGUCUGUUCCCCUGAACUUUGGAUGACACUUUUAAAGUGGCUUCGAUUAAGAACUGUACACCCAAUAUUGUUGGCACUUAUUCUGAGCAUGGCUGUGCCCACUAUUAUAGGUCUUAGUUUGUGGAAAGAGUUUUUCCCAAGGUUAAUUACAGAAUUAACUGAACUACAGGAAUUCUAUGAUCCAGAUACAGUGGAACUCAUGACCUGGAUAAAGAGGCACGCUCCAGCUGCAGCUGUGUUUGCUGGGAGCCCACAGUUAAUGGGUGUGAUUAAACUGUGCACUGGCUGGAUGGUGACGAGCUUGCCCCUUUACAGUGAUGAUGAUCUUCUCAACAGAAAUGAAAACAUUUACCAAAUCUAUUCAAAGCGAUCUGCUGAGGAUAUUUAUAAAAUCUUGACAUCUUACAAAGCUAACUACCUCAUUGUAGAAGAUGCCAUCUGCAAUGAGAUGGGAACCGUGAGAGGCUGCAGGGUUAAAGACUUACUAGAUGUUGCAAAUGGGCAUGUGGUUUGUGAAGAAGGUGACAAAUUAACCUAUUCAAAGUAUGGACGGUUUUGUCAUGAGGUCAAAAUUAACUAUUCUCCAUAUGUGAAUUACUUCACUCGCGUGUACUGGAACAGGUCCUACUUCGUAUAUAAAGUCAACACUGUGAUAUCCUUCCAGUCUUGAAAAUAUCAGAGCCUUCACUUCAAAGACCUGCUACUUGAAGUAGAAUGCAGUUUUCUUGGACCUCCACAGUGUCUUGCAGAUGGAGUGUGGAUACCUGGAGUGCUGUGGCUCUUCCCACGCCUGCUGCUCAUUCCUGGGUUUAGGGUUUUGUUGGAACAGGAGAUCAGACGUCGCUGUCUUAGUAAAAUGUCAAAUCCACCGCUGCAAUCUUCUGACAGCUUUCUUCCUUAGUACACGAUUUAAACAUUUCCCCGCUGCAUCGUCUCCUUAUAAAUCUUACCUAUCAUAAUAUUGAUCUUUAAUUUGGGUAUUUUCACGGUCAGUGUUUACGUCAAGAACAUAAUUUUUAACAAGUACUUAAUGUGUGAUUUUAUUCUAUAGAAGAGAAAAUUCUCCAAGCAAGUUUGUAACAGAUGUAAAUUUUUUACAAUUAAAAAAAAUUUAAAUGUUAGUUAAAAAUAUGUGACAUUUAAAUUUAAAGGGAAAUAACAUAAAGGAAAGUGAUUGUUUUUAUGAUACUGAUCCUGUCAUCUGCUGCCCAAGUGAUGUAGCACGUUUUUAGCAAUACAUAGGACGAAUUAGUACAUUUAAUUAUUUCAUGACUAUGAAGUGAUUGCCUUUUCUCACUUAUGCCCAUUAAGUUGAUAACAAUUUAAUCAUGCUAGAACGAUAACUUGUGUUUGUUAUAUAUAUGUGUGUGUAUAUAUUUAUGUACACACACACACACACACACACACAUAUGGACAUUUAAAAGAAUUUUACAUUUUUUUGGAUGUGGAGUAUACAAUUCAAUCACAUGUUUUCUAUGGACGUAUUAAAUAAAAAUAAUUAACACUGUCACAAUAGUAAUAUGUACACUACCAUGGGCAUCAGUUUCUGGAGGUGUCUGCAGACACUUUUAAACACACCUCUGCAUAUAGGUGUAUUGGUUAUAAAGUAUAACCAAUAAAGUGAUGUUAUUCAUGAAACAUUACAUGUUUAACAGAGCAAAAUGAGAGUUAAAUAAAAUUUUCAAUAAUUCACAGUAUAAAUGCCACAUUCCUUUGUGUAUUUUCAAUUUUGUAUCAUUAAAAGAAAUUCUAAGCCAGUGUAGUGACUCGUGCCUUUAAUCCCAGCAUUUGGGAGGCAGAGGCAGGCAGAUCUCUGUGAGUUCCAAGACAGCCAGAGCUACAUUGUCAGACCCUGUUUGUGGGGAGAAAGAAAUUGUAAUUAAUUUGGCCUGUUAAAGAGAUUCAGGAUAGAUGAAGCCUGUAGAGAAAUGAUUUCAAUAAAAUGAAUAUUUAAUUUUAUAUUAUACAGUUGUUCAGUGCACAGGUUCUCUUUUUAUUUGUUAGAGUGCUAUAAAAUUGCAUUUUCAGAACUCCAUAUUAUUACAUUAGGAGGAAAAAUAUUUUCUUUUUGUAAUAUAUAUAUGUACAUUUUUUUUCUUUUUCAAGUAUGUGCACUUCUUUAAGAUGCUUUACCAUUGUGCAGCUUGACUGACUUCUGUCAUACCAUCUGGCUUAGCGUCAUUGGUCCUGUUUGCUCUUUUACGUACUUAUUUUAACUACAGACAAGCAGCUGUGGCAGCGGAUCUGACUGUCUGAAAACCUUGGUAGUCAGUAGUGGUUAGCAUCGGGCUUCAUGAAAACUUACCAGCUACUCAAGUACACAGUGAGUAGUCAUGUGGUCAUCCUUAAGGGUGAAAUGAAGCAUGAAGAAACAGCUUACAUAGUGUAAAGGGAAGCCCAAACCCUGUUUCCCUUGGAAUAGGAAGUAUUCCGUUGAGUUUUACUGACAUGAUAAUGUGUGGUCUUUUAGUUUUUGUUUUGUUUGCUGUAAUAGUAAGUUGCUUUGCUUGUCAACAUAUUUCUUAAAUAGAUAGAGAAUUUUUUAAUUAAAAGUUUAUAAGUAGUCCCAGGCAUGGUGGUGCACUCUUUUAUUCUUAGCACUCAGGAGGCAGAGGCAGGAGGAUCUCUGGGUUCAAGGCCACCCUGGUCUACAUAGUGAGUUUCAGGACAGCCAAAGUUACAUAGUGAGACUCUCUCAAAAAUACAAAACAACAACAACAGCAAAAAGGUUUAUAAUUUUUACUCAGCAUCAACUGAAACAGAAAAGUAAGCUUUAUUGUAGAAAUUAUAAUAUUGGCUAUGACUGUGUAGGUCAGUGGCAUAGUGCUGGGUUAGCAUACACAAGGCCCUGGGUUCCGUCUCCAGCACUACUGGGAAAAAAAAAUAAAAAAGAAGGGAAGAAAAGAGAAUAAAAUGAUAAUGUUAGGUAUGAGAGAUAAGUUGAUUCACUUCCAUCUUAACUGUCACUAACAGGAGAAAACUUUGUGUUGAAAGCAUUUAAUUAUUUACUUAGUAACUUGUGGAGUAACAGGUGAAAACCUCUGCAAGUAGUUCUUACUGCGCAACCUAGCAGCUGUCGGGUUCAGCAGUGAAGCCCCGUUGAUGAAGCAGAGUUACGAGAGUGAAUUGGAAGAAAUUCCUCAAAGAAAGAGAAAACAUUUUUGCUUUUAAUAUAACAAACCCAUCAAAAUAAGUGCCUUAACUUCUUCAUUUAUAAAUUCAUUUUCUAUUUCAUAUCAUAUUACUCAUUCUCUUUUCCAUAAGAAAAUAUUGGUAACUUUUUCUACAUUGAAAAAACACAGUAAGGCUGAGGAGGUAGUCCCAUGGCGGAGCACUUUCCUAGUGGACAAGAGACCCUGGGUUUAUCCCCAGCACAACCAAAAAGUCAAAUGUCUCCAUGCCAUUGUCACUGUUAACUUCAAUUCAGUAAUAAGCAAAUCUUUGUCAGGAACAAAGUCCCCUAAGUCCAUUUAUGUAGCUUCUUGAAUGCCAAAUAGUCCACAAAUGAGACUGAUGUGACAAGGGAAGUAAUAUGGACUCGGAGUUUAGUAAUGUUUUCAUGACGUUGGCAUCUGUGUCCUGGUGUUUUGCAUUGUACUGGCAGACUUUUACAAUCUAUGUGAUGUACUUCAGCACUAACUUUACUCACACACACACACGCACACGCACACGCACACGCACACAUGCGCGCACAAGGUCUUGAUUCUUUCCAGGUAAGUAACCCAAAUUGCUGUACCAGCCAGAUUUAGUCAGCAAAGAAGGAGAAAUGGAAGUCAAAGUAUUCACGAUUCGUGGCUGAAAAACAUGCUUCAAAUAGAUUAUUAAUUUCUUGUAUAACUCUUUUAUUAAAUUACUUUAGUUUUGAGAAAUCUUCUUUGGGACCUCUUAUUUUUGAAUUGCUAACACAUUUGAUGCCUCAUUUUGUAUAAAAGUAUUUUUUUCAGUUGGCUGAGUUUUCAACAGUUCUAUAUAAACUGAUCUUUUGGUAAAUUUAUUUUUAAUGCAUGAAUAUCUCAAGGACAUACGCUACUAAUUCUGUAUAUUUAAGAACCUUUUUAAAGCUAAUAAUUGCUUUCUAAUUUGUAUCUUAGUAUCCUUUCUUCUUUUAUCCAGCUUUUAACAUAUCUAGUCUUGCUCUGUGUGGUGGUGCACACCUGUGAUCCAGCAUUUGGGAGGUAGAAGACAGGAGGAUCAAGUGUUCAAAGACAUCCUUAGCUACAUCAGUGAGUUCGAGGCUAGCCUGUGUUGCAUGAGCCCCUCUGGAAAAAAAAAAAUCCAAAAAUUAAAUGCAAAGUCUCUAUUGUUGCUAUUUGCUAACAGUGUUUAGACUCAAUGUGUAUUAGAAUUCUGGCUCUGGCCUGGCAGUGGUGGUGCACAUCUUUAAUCCCAGCACUGGGAGGCAGAGGCAGGCAGAUCUCUGUGAGUUCAAGGCUAGCCUGGUCUACAGAGUGAGUUCCAGGACAGCCAAGGCUACACAGAGAAACCCUGUCUCAAAAAACAAAAACAAACAAAAAAGAAUUUUGAUUCUGCAAAUUACAAGGAAAAUCAAACAAGUUCUUGCUAAAAUUACUGAGUUUUUUAAUGUAUAAGGUUAAUGCUUUAAAUAAAAUUAGAAGCAAUGCUACAAAUAUAUAUAUAUGACAGCUUAUUUUCUUAAUAAUAUAUUUGCUUCCAUAAUAAAAUGGACAUUUUGGAACCAAAUGUGUUAAAUUCAGUAUCAAGGUUUCUUUGGAUUGUUUCUGCUUCUGUCUCCUGGAAUGGCAACAUUGUAAUCUUGACAUACAGAAUACUAUGUGCAAUUCUAUGAGCAGUAGACUUGACUUGUGAUUGUUAUCUGUAUUUUGUGAAAUGAUGGCAUAAGAGAAAAUUCAGUAUCAUAUAAAUUACCCUUCCCUGUUUUGAAGCCAAUGGCCUUGUACAGAUGCUAACAAGAGUGAACACAGCUCCCUUUAUGUAAGUUGGUCUGAGUCAUAUCUACAAUGAUGUGUAUUUAGAUUAUAUGUGUUCCUCCUGUAACCGAGGUUACAUCUCUGCAAAAUUAUACAAUGUCAGUAAAUACAAAUACUUUAAAAGAGUUGUCUAUAAACAGUUUUAGUCCAUAUUUGGUAACAUUAAUAUUCGUUUUUCAGUAAUGAAGUUCUUUCAUGCUCGUUUACCCUCGUUUUGUUUUUAUAAUAAAACUUCUUAGAAUUUUAA
Messenger RNA from Peromyscus maniculatus bairdii (prairie deer mouse), 6810 nucleotides. It is a transcript of the gene Dpy19l4, whose product is annotated as dpy-19 like 4. The record is from RefSeq and is a predicted model, not a curated record. NCBI's taxonomy places the organism in Eukaryota, Metazoa, Chordata, Mammalia, Rodentia, Cricetidae. Gene Ontology annotation, molecular function: mannosyltransferase activity. Gene Ontology annotation, cellular component: nuclear inner membrane.